Messenger RNA from Cetraspora pellucida, 299 nucleotides. The record is from the annotation of a GenBank genome assembly. Lineage: Eukaryota; Fungi; Glomeromycota; Glomeromycetes; Diversisporales; Gigasporaceae.
UUCAGAAUCUGAAUUAGCUCAAGCAUAUGAUUCAGUAGUUAACAACAAAAAUUCAGCUCUAUACACCGCUCUUCUAAUCACAGAACAAAAAAGUAGCCUUGUUCGAGGAAAAGAUAUAUUGUCAUUGUUGGUAAAAGCAAAUGAAAAAUUACCUAUUGAUGAACAAUUAACACAUAAAGAAUUAAUUGCCGGACAUGAUACUACUAGUGUUUCACUAGCUUGGUCACUAUACUUUAUCGCAAAAAAUCCCGAUAUUCAAGAUCGUCUUCGUAAAGAAGUUCUUGAUAUACUUAUUGACA